AUGUCUCGAACGACGAAAGUGAAUCCAUCAAAUAAUGCAACAACAACAUCAACAUCGUCUCCAGCGGAUGAUGAAAUAUCUCAAUCAUUGCCAUCGCUUACAACAUCAACUGAGUUAAAAAAUCAGUGUUCAAACGCAGAUUUAUCUAAUCAAAAUCUUUCAACAGUAUCGCCAGAUUUAACUACAUCAGAAGAUAUUGCUAACCGUGCAAAAGCUCGAGAUAUUGUAGUAGGCUUACAAAAUAAGAAUAUCAAAUUAAUUGCUAUUGACUUUGAUAAUACAUUUUUAUCAACACAUACACAUGGUUAUUAUAAAGGGACAGCUGAUAGCCUAUUGCCUUAUAUAAGACCGGUAUUUCACUAUUUCAUUCAAGAACUUCUUGAGUCAUCAGCUUUCAGUCGAACACUUCAUGUUUGUUUCGUAUCAUUUUCACCUCAAGAAAAACUGAUAAAAAAAUUACUACGUUUAGCAUUUACAACUUCCAAAACCGAUCAAAUUAUAAUUCGGUGCAAUACACCUAAAUUUGUUGCCACUAUGAGAGCAAAUGAUCCUGGUAAAGAAUAUCCUGGUAAAGAAUCUCAUAUAUUAUCUGUUGUUGCUGAAAUUGGAAAAAAAAUAAAAACAAAAAUAGCUCCCGGGGAAAUUCUUUUGCUUGACGAUGAUCGGAACAAUAUUUCAACUGCUGAACGAUUUGGUCACAAAGUACUUCAAAUUCGUGAUGAAAUUAGUUUAGACAUUUUAAAAGAUUUUGUUUAUAAUAAGUUGCGUGACUGUUAA
Messenger RNA from Rotaria socialis, 777 nucleotides. The record is from the annotation of a GenBank genome assembly. NCBI's taxonomy places the organism in Eukaryota, Metazoa, Rotifera, Eurotatoria, Philodinida, Philodinidae.